AACAGCAACAAUAAAAAUUAUUGCAGGAAACUAACAUUCUUUGGCAAGAUCCACAAGAUAAUUCUCCAGCAAAUCUAAUUAGGAGAAAAAGAGACGAUGCAAAUAAAAUACAAAAUGAAAAAUAGGAAGUAACAGACAGGAUGUUUUUAAAAAAAUAAAAGUAUCAUUAAGAACUCUACAUGUAUAAAUUUGAAAACCGAGAUGAAGUCGGAGUGCCUGGAUGGCUCAGUCGGUAGAUCACACAGCUCUUGUCAUUGGGAUUGUGAGUUCGAGCCCCACGUUGGGUAGAGAGAUUACUUAAAAAAAAAAAAAAAUCUUUAGAACACCCAGAGGAAGUGGAUUAAUUUCUAAAAUAAUAUGAAAUGUCAAGAUUGGCAUAUGAAGAGCAUACGCAAUGCCUUAAAGCAAUGAAAAUGGCCAAGGAUCUCUGGCAAAUUGAAAAGGAAAAGAGAGUAACCCCAGUAGGAAUAUGGGCCAAGCAUAGGAAGAGACAAUUCUCAGAAGAGCAAACCAGAGAGGCUAAGAAAUACGUGAAGACACCCGAGCUUAACAAUAACCAGAGAAAUGCAGUCUAUCAAACUGUACAUCUAUCGGGCUGGCAAAGAACCAGAAAGCCGGAAGAAGAUUAAGUGUUGGCCGCAAUGUGGGGAUGCAGGGACUUUUGUGUAUUGCUGCUUGUGGGGUCGUUGGGAGGGGGACAGGACCUUCUUCUGGACCGUGAGGAAUAAAGGAGUUGAGAGUUCUGAUCGAUGUUUCAGCCCCAAAGCAGUGUUGUGGGGAGGAGUCUGGCAAUACUGAGUCAAAUUAGGUUUACAAAUACCCAUUACGACUAUAUCCUAGGUAUGACGUAAUAAAGAGCUCCACCUUCAGCUACAAAGGAAUGUAUACAAGGAUGCAGCGUUAUCAGGGAGAUGAUCCAUGGAAGCCAAGGAAGUGCCUGCUGCCCAGCACUGCGCCGCAGACUCUGCCACCGGGGAUGAGCCCAGAGCCCUCCCGGGCACAGAGCUUAUCCCCAGGAGAGCUGUCAGUCGCUCUCCAACCUGCGCCCGCUGCCGAAACCACGGCGUCACUGCGCACCUCAAGGGCCACAAGCGCCUGUGCCUCUUUCAGACUUGCGAGUGUCACAAAUGUGUCCUCAUCUUGGAGCGCCGAAGGGUCAUGGCUGCCCAGGUGGCCUUGCGUAGGCAACAGGAGGCACAGCUAAAGAGGCACCUGGCUCAGGGACUCAUGAGGAGAGGGGCGGCCCCUCCCAAAGCUCCUAGCCAUGCCAAGAAGGGAGCCACUCGACCAGGGGUCCCCUCUGGAAAGGAGAACAUAGCACCCCAGCCUCAGACGCCCCAUGGGGCAGUCCCACUGGCACUGACACCCCCUGGGAAGGAUAACUCCCAGGGGCCUCUGCUGCUCAGCCGUCCCCCAGAAGCCUUGCCUUUGUCCUGGACUCCAAUGCCCCCAGGCCCUUGGGCUCCUGGACACUGGCUUCCUCCAGGCCUUUCCAUGCCACCCCCAGUGGUGUACCGCUUGCUAUACCAAGAACCUACUGUCCCUCUGCAUCCCUUUUCUGACUUUGACCCUGGCACUUCCCUCCGGCUGCCCACUCAUGGACCCCGCCCAACCUGCCCAGGAUCUUGCCCGAUACUGAUGGCUCCUCUUUCCAGAGAAUCCCGAGGGCCCUCUGCCUUGCCCCGCACAUGCUCGACUCUGAUACUCCAGCCCUGUGGCACUCCAGACCCUCUUCUGCUGCAGCCACAGGCGCCUGCAGCCUCUCGCCUAGCCUGGACCUCUGCCCCCUCAGAGCGGCAGCUGCAGCGGGAGGCAGCUGAGGCUCUUGUGGGUCUGAAAGAUUCUUCCCAGGCUCCCCGCCUGACCUCUUCUGUUCCUCCCAACCCUGCCUGGAUCUCCCUGCUCCACCCCUGUGGCCCACCAGCUCCUGCUGGAGGAAGAGGAUUCCAGCCUGUUGGCCCCUCUCUCCGCCCCAGCCCAGCCCCCUCCGUAGCUCUGCAUAUUGGGCAUCUGGGCUCCAUCUCCCUCCUAAGCUAGAAGCCCAGAGGUUGAGACCUCACUUGAGCAAGGGGCAAGAGCCUGCAGUCACUGCAUAUUUGGUAUUUUGCCUCUGGAUUUAUGCAUGGAAUAUAAUAUAGUGCAAGCUUCCGGCUUUUUUUUUUUUUUUUUUAAGCUUUAUUGUGCUUUGUUAGCUUUUGGUUCCUUUUGUAGUGUGGGUAUUUCCUUGACUGAAAGUGGAUAUCCUCUUACCCACUUGGGUCCAGGGACCUUUUUAAAUACCCAACAAAGUGAGAGUUAUGCAAUUUAAGCUAACAAGUAUCUAAAUAGGUUUUUGCAUGAGUUCAUGUUCCAGAAUAUUUGACAUGUGAUUCUGUACGUACUUGUGCACUUAUGUCUGUCUCCAUGCGUGCAAAAACAGGAGGGUAUUUUCAUUUUGUGUCUACGUUUGGGUGAGUAACAGAAAAAUAAACCUUUGUUGUUUUAAGCCA
This is a messenger RNA of Herpailurus yagouaroundi (jaguarundi), 2489 nucleotides long. RefSeq names its product DMRT like family C2 (gene DMRTC2). Bases 919 to 2037 code for a protein of 372 amino acids. Gene Ontology annotation, molecular function: sequence-specific DNA binding. The transcript has 9 exons. The record is from RefSeq and is a predicted model, not a curated record. Gene Ontology annotation, biological process: regulation of DNA-templated transcription. Lineage: Eukaryota; Metazoa; Chordata; Mammalia; Carnivora; Felidae. Gene Ontology annotation, cellular component: nucleus.